AUGCAACCGCUGGGUCAAAAACUCAAGUAUUUCUUCUUUAAUUACUGGAACACCGUCACCACAGCAGCCGUCAUAUCGUUCAUUAUUGGUUUUGCUAUGCGAACUUUUGGUGUGAUAGAAACGGGGCGAGUAAUCCUCGCUUGUAAUUCAGUGCUUUGGACAAUGAAAUUGCUCGACUAUAUGAGUGUACAUCCACGGACUUGGACCAUACAUUACAAUGGCAGGAAAAAUGUCAUGUUGGUAGUAUCGUUAUUGGCAUUUGGACUUGCACGACAGUCGAUAACAUAUCCUAAUGAAGACUGGCAUUGGUUACUGGUUCGCAAUGUUUUUUAUAAGCCGUAUUUCAUGCUUUACGGUGAGGUGUAUGCUGAUGAAAUUGACACAUGUGGAGAUGAAGCAUGGGACUCUCAUUUGGAAAAAGGUGUACCUAUAACCAACAGCACAUAUGGAAGCACCUGCGUUCCUGGUUAUUGGAUUCCACCGGUUCUAAUGACUUUCUUCCUACUGGUCGCCAAUAUUCUCUUGAUGAGCAUGUUGAUUGCAAUAUUCAACAAUAUUUUCGACCAAACUGAUGAAAUAGCUCAACAGAUUUGGCUGUUUCAACGGUACCGUCAGGUGAUGGAAUAUGAGAGCACACCUUUCGUGCCCCCUCCAUUCACUCCACUCUCGCAUGCAGGCUUAGCCAUUAAGUAUAUCAGAAUGAAGCUCUCGGCGUUUUACGAAAAGGAUCCUGAUGGAAGUCGGCAGAAGAAAAUGUUCGACUUUAGCCUCAAGUUAUUCCUGAACGCCGAUCAAGUGGAGAAGUUGCACGACUUUGAAGAAGAUUGUAUGGAUGAUUUGGCGAGGGAUAAAGAAAUGCGAAAAAGAACUAGCAAUGAGGAGCGCAUACAGCGAACUGCUGAGAGAACUGAUAUAAUCCUGAAUCGACUCAAUGAUCUUGCCUCGAAAGAGGCGACCACUCGUGAGACAGUUGGAGAAAUGGACAACAGGUUGUUGGCUAUCGAGAAAACACAGGUAAUUUUUAGCUCUCGGUAUAAAUGA
Molecule: messenger RNA, 1041 nt
Organism: Ostertagia ostertagi
Lineage: Eukaryota; Metazoa; Nematoda; Chromadorea; Rhabditida; Trichostrongylidae
Source: the annotation of a GenBank genome assembly